Bipolaris zeicola 26-R-13 is the source of this 1275-nucleotide messenger RNA. RefSeq lists its product as uncharacterized. Gene Ontology annotation, biological process: phosphatidylcholine biosynthetic process; phosphatidylethanolamine biosynthetic process. The transcript is spliced from 3 exons. Lineage: Eukaryota; Fungi; Ascomycota; Dothideomycetes; Pleosporales; Pleosporaceae. Gene Ontology annotation, cellular component: cytoplasm. Gene Ontology annotation, molecular function: choline kinase activity; ethanolamine kinase activity. The record is from RefSeq and is a predicted model, not a curated record. Bases 1 to 1275 code for a protein of 424 amino acids.
AUGAGUAAAUCUCAGUCGCCCUACGAUUCCCUGCGCAACAUUCCGCAGUACUACGAUUACGCGGAUUCGCACAACUCGGCCCUCGCCCUUAUCCUCGCUCUCCGCCCAGAGUGGAAAGACUCAAAGGACACAAUUGAGUUUGUCAGGUUCACAGAUGGAAUCACAAACACGCUUCUCAAGGCGGUGAACAAGCUACCCGGCCUAUCAAAGACGGAAGUCGAAGACGACGCCAUCCUGCUGCGCGCAUAUGGCAAGGACACUGACGUCCUCAUAGACCGCGAGAAGGAAGCUCGCUCUCAUUCGCUGCUUGCCCGCCAUAAUCUCGCCCCGGCUCUCUACGCCCGGUUUGAAAAUGGUCUCCUAUACAAGUUCAUUCAAGGCACCGUGUGUACGCCUGCCGACCUGCGUCGGCCAGAAGUAUGGCGAGGAGUAGCUCAGAGGUUGGGAGAAUGGCAUGCCACAUUACCUAUUUCGAGUAUUAGCAGCAUAUGUCCUGCGCCUGCCCAACUCACUUCGCAAAACAACAAGCGUGAGUCUCUGGUUGCCAUGGCCACACUCACACCAGGCAAGCCCAUUCCGAAUCUGUGGACUACUAUGCAGAAAUGGAUCCUUGCCUUGCCGACCAACACAACUGCCCAGUCGGAGAGGAAAGAUGAGCUGAUGCAGGAACUCGAAAGUCUGAUGCAGAUACUUGGUGACACGCCAGGAAUCGGUGGCUCCAAUCCGUUUGUCUUCGCCCAUUGCGACCUCCUCUCAGGCAACGUGAUCAUCGAGCCCUCGCCGUCUUCCGCCUCAGCCUCUCGUCGGUCCAGUGUAUCUAGUUGCUCCGACGAGCCUGAGACGGCAGCCUGUGUUUCCUUUAUCGACUACGAGUAUGCUACGCCUGCACCUGCUUCAUUUGACAUUGCAAACCACUUUGCCGAAUGGGGUGGUUUUGACUGCGACUACAACGCCAUGCCCACACGCACCAUCCGUCGCGCCUUUCUCCGCGAGUAUCUGCGCAGCUUCAGUACUCAUCAAAACAAGUCAUACAACGAGUCUGAGCUUGAUCAGUUGUUUGAACAGGUUGACUUGUUCCGUGGUGUCCCCGGUUUCUAUUGGGGUAUUUGGGCAUUGAUCCAAGCACAAAUCUCGCUCAUCGACUUUGACUAUGCUAGCUAUGCUGAGAUUCGACUAGGCGAGUACUUUGCGUGGAAGAAGGCUUACAAUGGAGGGAAAGAAGAGAAGAAUGAGCGUAUGAUGCUCAGGGAGAAGGUUUGGGCUCAGGAAGAGUAG